Molecule: messenger RNA, 750 nt
Organism: Quercus robur (English oak)
Lineage: Eukaryota; Viridiplantae; Streptophyta; Magnoliopsida; Fagales; Fagaceae
Product: oleosin Cor a 15-like
Exons: 3
Coding region: 1-750 (249 amino acids)
Biological process (GO): lipid storage; seed oilbody biogenesis; response to freezing
Cellular component (GO): membrane; monolayer-surrounded lipid storage body
Source: RefSeq, a predicted model, not a curated record
AUGGCUGAGAUCCACCAGCCGCAUCACUAUCAACCACAACAGCAACACCACCAACGCCCCGGUGAUGCCAUGAAAGGCAUGUUCUCUGAAGAUAAUCAAGAGGGUCCUUCAACUUCAAAAGUACUAGCAGUUGUGACUCUCUUACCCGUUGGUGGCUUUCUUUUCAUCCUUGCUGGUCUCACAUUUGUUGCGACACUCAUAGGCCUAGCUGUUUCAACCCCACUGUUUGUGAUUUUCUGCCCAGUUCUUAUCCCAGCAGCAAUAGUCAUUGGCUUAGCCUUGGCUGGGUUUUUAACCUCAGGAGCUUUUGGAAUCACAGGGCUUUCUUCACUGUCUUGGAUAGCGAACUAUCUGCGUCAAACAAAGGCGCCGGAGCACAUGGAUUAUGCAAAGCGUCGCGUGCAGGACACGGCAGGUUAUUAUGGUCAGAGAGCUAAGGAGAUGGGGCAGAAUGUGAAGGAAAAAGCACAGGAAACUGGAAGAGAGGUUACAGCAAGAGCCCAAGAAGGCAGUGGAGCGUGUUUUACGAGUCUGUCUUUCAGGGUAAGAGUUUUUUGGUGGAAUAAAAAUGGUGCAAGUGAUGAAAGGGCACGUAAAGCUAUAUUACUGUUUGUUUAUAAGUUGGUUUCAAGCUUUGAAGCACUAGAAGGAAAUUUUGCAUGCAUAUAUCUGCUUGUUGUUCCAAUCCAGCAGUUUUUGUUUAUAGGGAUGGCACAAUUAUCAUUGAGGUUCCAUUUCAUGGGCACAUAA